This is a messenger RNA of Phyllostomus hastatus (greater spear-nosed bat), 1163 nucleotides long. RefSeq lists its product as uncharacterized. The transcript has 5 exons. Lineage: Eukaryota; Metazoa; Chordata; Mammalia; Chiroptera; Phyllostomidae. The coding region runs from base 1 to 894 and encodes 297 amino acids. The record is from RefSeq and is a predicted model, not a curated record.
AUGCAGUCCCGGCCUGUGCCGGAGGAAGACUACAGGGCCUGGCGGCCCUCGCGGUGCUCCCCAAAGGCUACUGCCGCCAUUCACCGUACAAUCCCAGACGCCCAGAGGAAGGCCUUGCGUGGGGGCCUCAACCCUCCCAAGGGGCCAGGUGCCCGAGUCGCAGCGACGCGGCCCUUCACCGUUUGGUGCAUCUUGGCCACCAUCGCGCAGUCAGUCAACGACCCUCCACGUUCACCAGCACGAGGGGGACACGGGGCCGGGGGCGCAGACCCAAGAUGUCCUCGGACGCCGGCUUCGUGUCCUUCGCCCUCCUUCCCCGCCCCGAGUGGCGCAGUGAGGCGCGGGCGCGGCGCCCCCAGCCCGCCGCCGCAGGAGGAGGAAAGCGGAGAGAAAAGGAAAGGGAAAGAAGCUGCGUUGGCCGCGUCUCCGGUGCCCGCCGGCAGCUCCGGAGCGAGGCGGGAGGCGAGAUGCGCUUGGGUUCCCAGUGGCCCUCCAGUCUCACCCGGAAACCACAAAACUCUGCGGGGUUUUUUCCUAUACCUUACUCAACUUGGAUGCCUACUCAAACCAAAAACAGCCCAACUCAAAAGCGGGCAAAGACUUGGACAGACCUCUCUCAAAGGAAGGUGUGCAAAAAGGAGUGACAAGCACGCGGAGAGAUGCCCGGCAUUGCUCAUCAUUAGGAAAGUGCACAUCGAGAUCACAGCGAGAGACCUCUUCGUGUCCAUCGGGAUGGCUGCCCCAAAGGCCAACAACAAACAACAGAAAAUAAGCUCUGGUGAGGGUGUGGAGGAACGAGAAAAUGUGUGCCCGGCCGGUGGGAAUGCACACUGGUGCAGCCGCUGUGGAGAACAGCGCGGCCGUUCCUCGAAAAGUCCUGUAGGAUUCUCCUAGGAACCAGUGGUCCCGGUUCUAGGUGGGUACACACAAGAACGAAGGCCAGGGUCUCAUGUGUUCACACACGUGUACAACGUGCAUGGCAACACUCAUGAAAUCGAAACGGCGGCAGUAACUCAAAUGCCCACUGAAGGAUAAACGAGGUACAGGCACCUUGAAAAAGAAAGAAAAGCUGACACCUCCUAUAGCGUGGACGACCCUGGAGGACAUGGCGCUGAGUGAAAUGAACCAGACGCAGAGGGCCAAAUAGUGUUGGGUUCCCCCUC